CACACACCAGAGGACGAGCCGCGGUGCAACACAGACCGCAACGCCUCACAGGGGCUGGGAGCUCACCUAAAACCUCAAAGUAGAGGUGGAGGAAGUGCCGGGUGUCGCCUGAACAUAGCGGUUACAUGUACAGCAACCUCGGCUGAGGGUAACGUUGUGUGUUCGAGGACUGUACGCUGCGAUGUCGGAGUUCCUGGUGAGUCUGAUCGGGGAGCGGCUCGUCAACAGCGAGAAAGCCGAGGUGGACGUGCAGUCGCUGGGCGCCAAGCUAUCCCUGGUCGGGCUCUUCUUCGGAUGCAGCCUUAACGCCCCGUGCAAGCAGUUCAACGGAAGCCUAUGCGAGUUUUACAGCAGGUUCAAAAAGGCGUCGGAACAUAAGGACAAAUUGGAAAUCGUCUUCAUCUCGUCUGAUCAGGACCAGAAACACUGGCAAGACUUUUUGCAGGAGAUGCCAUGGCCUGCGUUACCUUUCAAAGACAGGCACAAAAAGAUGAAGCUGUGGAACAAGUACAAGGUAACCAGUAUCCCAUCUCUGGUGUUUGUGGACGCAGCAACGGGGAAGGUCGUGUGUCGGAAUGGUCUGCUGGUGGUCAGAGAUGACCCUAAAGGCCUGGAGUUCCCAUGGGGGCCAAAGCCGUUUGCGGAGGUGGUGGCAGGGCCUCUUCUCAGGAACAACAGGCAGACAAUAGACAGCAGCUCUCUGGAGGGACACUACGUGGGAGUGUACUUCUCAGCACACUGGUGCCCGCCAUGCCGCAGUUUGACCCGGGUUUUGGUGGAAUCCUAUCGAACUGUCAAAGAGUCGGGUCAGAAGUUUGAGAUUGUGUUUGUCAGCGCCGACAGGUCAGAGGAGUCCUUUCAGCAGUACUUCAGCGAGAUGCCAUGGUUGGCGGUGCCGUAUCCAGAUGAAGCUCGGCGAUCACGACUCAACAGACUCUAUGGAAUACAAGGUAUUCCCACACUGAUUCUGCUGGACGCAGAAGGUCACAUGAUCACACGACAGGGUCGCGUGGAGGUGCUGAAUGACCCGGAGUGCCAGCUCUUCCCCUGGCACCCCCGGCCCGUGCUCGAGCUCAGCGAGUCCAACGCUGUGCAGCUCCACGAGGGGCCCUGCCUCGUCCUGUUUGUGGACGCUGAGGAGGAAGGUGAAUUGGAGCCAGCCAAGGAGCUGAUACAGCCAAUAGCGGAGAAACUUAUGGCCAAGUACAAAGCCAAAGAGGAGGAGACGCCGCUGCUGUUCUUUGUGGCUGGAGAGGAUGACAUGACCGACUCCCUGCGGGACUACACUAACCUCCCAGAAGCGGCGCCUCUGCUCACUAUCCUGGACAUGUCGGCCCGUGCCAAGUACGUGCGUGACGUAGAGGAGAUCACACCGGCUGUAGUGGAUCAAUUUGUCAGUGACUUCCUCGCUGACAAGCUCAAACCAGAGCCCAUCUGAAGAGGUAGUCCAAAUAUAAAUUGGACAUACUAUAUGGGACUCACUUCAUCAUCGAACCCUGACCUGUUGAUAUGCCCCUCACCCUUCCCAGCCUCCCACUAUCUCUCCCACCUCCCCCCUGACUUUGUCAGAUUCUUCGAGAGAUGUCUCACUUUUUACUGACAUUUUAACAUUUUUUUAGACAUGUUUUCAUGGAGUCUUUUCUCCUGUGGUGCCUUGCAUUGAUGAUAGUCCCUACAGUAAUAUAUAUGGAGAUUCUGUUGGUUCUUUUUUUUGCUUCAAGAAAUGUAUUUGUAUUUUUUUUUUUCACCCAAUAGCUUUUCUGAAGUAGAGAAAACCAGAGAAUUACCCAGUGGACCUACUUAUUCAGCUGAUUCUUUGGUUUCUGUUUUGUCCGCAAGAUCCUUGUUACUUUUGGUUUGUGAAUGAUGGUGAGAAAGAAUAAAAUUCAUUUUUACAGUUAUAAUUCACAUGUAGUGCAAAUGUGUUAAACCUCAGUUGGAUGUAGCCGUAAGCCUUUAUGGCCAUAUUUAAAGAAAAAAACAGUUUGACAGAUGCACAUAGAGUAAAGAUCACAUUAUACCUGCUUGUAACAGACCAAUGACUGUUGUUUUAAGACCCCUGUGUCGUGUCGUGUGUGUGUGUGUGUGUGUGUGUGUGUGUGUGUGUGUGUGUGUGUGUGUGUGUGUGUGUGUGUGUGUUUAUAAUGUGAGUGAAAGUCAUCUCUUGCCUAUUGCUAAUGGUGGUUCUCAUCUCAAAGUCAUUAAGAGGACUUUCUGUGAAGGUCAUUUAAUGACGAGGCCAGGUUAUUUCUGAAGGCACAAAUGGCAUUUGAAAACUGUUGAAUGUAUAAAUCCCUGUAUUCUGUUACUUCAGUCAUGACUUCUCACACCCAUUAAAAAUUCACUGGCAAGCACAAA
Micropterus dolomieu (smallmouth bass) is the source of this 2358-nucleotide messenger RNA. RefSeq names its product nucleoredoxin (gene nxn). The record is from RefSeq and is a predicted model, not a curated record. NCBI's taxonomy places the organism in Eukaryota, Metazoa, Chordata, Actinopteri, Centrarchiformes, Centrarchidae. Gene Ontology annotation, molecular function: thioredoxin-disulfide reductase (NADPH) activity. The coding region runs from base 182 to 1438 and encodes 418 amino acids. The transcript is spliced from 8 exons.